AUGUUUCAACCUUCCAAACCAUCAUCAUCCUCCACACGGCAACCACCUCAAUUGUUUCCAUGUCCCUACGAAAAUUGUUUGUCCCAUCAACAACAACAAGAUCAUUCUCUCUUUUCCGAAAAUGAUCUCGUGAAACAUUGUUUGCAACAUCAUGCCCGAGAAAAUUCCAAACAAAUUUGUACCAUUUGUGAUUUACGAAAUAAUGAUCGGAGCUUGAAGGGAUCACGUGAUUGGGGAUUUUCUACGCACUUGUAUUUUGAACAUGGAGAAAUGGCUACUCCCGAGGCUAAACGGAAAGAAGAAAUUCAGCAAGAAAUGUCAAGUAAACCAACGUAUAGUUUUGCCCUUGUCAUUGUCCGUCAACCUUCCACUGGUAAAUUUCUUCUCGUUGAAGAAUGUUGUUCACAAGGUUGGUGGCUACCAGCAGGCCGAGUGGAUCCAGGAGAACGUUUUGAAGAAGCAGCUCUUCGUGAAACAGUAGAAGAAGCUGGCAUUCAAGUCGAAUUGAAAAACAUUUUACGAGUGGAAUAUUCUCCUUUCCAAAAAGGAGGAGCCAGACAACGAAUUAUCUUUUAUGCAGAACCUGUUGAAAAAGAUCCCGUGUUGAAAAGUGUGGCUGAUUUUGAGAGUGUUGGUGCUCAAUGGUUCUCGUACGAUGAAUUUGUGAAUCAAUUUUUGAAUCCAUCGACUCGAACCAAGAAAUUGAGAGGUACUGAACCCGUUCAAUGGUUUAAAUAUGUACAUUCUGGAAAACCCAUGUAUCCCUUGUCCAUGUUGACACUUGAGGGAGAACCUUAA
Messenger RNA from Naegleria lovaniensis, 798 nucleotides. RefSeq lists its product as uncharacterized. The transcript has 2 exons. Gene Ontology annotation, molecular function: bis(5'-nucleosyl)-tetraphosphatase (asymmetrical) activity. Bases 1 to 798 code for a protein of 265 amino acids. NCBI's taxonomy places the organism in Eukaryota, Heterolobosea, Eutetramitea, Acrasida, Naegleriidae. Gene Ontology annotation, biological process: AMP biosynthetic process; ATP biosynthetic process. The record is from RefSeq and is a predicted model, not a curated record.